Messenger RNA from Aptenodytes forsteri (emperor penguin), 4678 nucleotides. It is a transcript of the gene UBAC1, whose product is annotated as UBA domain containing 1. Gene Ontology annotation, molecular function: protein binding. The transcript has 10 exons. The record is from RefSeq and is a predicted model, not a curated record. Lineage: Eukaryota; Metazoa; Chordata; Aves; Sphenisciformes; Spheniscidae. The coding region runs from base 1 to 1095 and encodes 364 amino acids.
AUGCAGUGUGUACCUGGGAGCUUGGAGGAUCCAAAAACCGUGACACAUCAUAAGUUGAUACAUGCUACUUCUGAGAAGGUGCUGACAGACACAAAAACAGUGUUGGAGGAAAACAUUCAAGAUAGAGACGUCUUGCUUUUGAUAAAGAAGCGUGCGCCACCUCCGCUCCCCAAAAUGGCAGACGUGUCAGCAGAGGAGAAAAGGAAACAAGAGCAGAAAGCUCCUGAUAAGGAUGCUAUUCUCAAAGCAACUGCAAAUCUGCCCUCUCGCAAUGUAGAUCGUACUGUGGCCCAUCACAACAUGAGGGAUUUCCAGACAGAGCUCCGGAAGAUAUUAGUGUCUCUCAUAGAAGUUGCACAGAAAUUGCUAGCACUGAACCCAGAUGCAGUUGAACUGUUUAAGAAGGCAAACGCCAUGCUGGAUGAGGAUGAGGAAGACAGAGUGGAUGAGAUAGCUCUGCGACAGCUUACAGAAAUGGGGUUUCCAGAAAGCAGAGCUGUCAAAGCCCUUCGAUUAAAUCAUAUGUCAGUGACACAGGCCAUGGAGUGGUUGAUAGAACACGCAGAUGACCCUACAGUGGAUGCUCCGCUUCCAGGUCAGACUCCAUCAGAAGCCACAGCUGAAGCUGGUGCAUCCUCUGCUGAAGCGGCUGCAGGUCCUAGUUCAGAAGCGGGUGGGGAAGAGGCCAAGGAUGAGCUGACAGAAAUAUUCAAGAAGAUCCGGAGGAAAAGAGAGUUUCGUCCGGACCCACGAGCUGUCAUUGCCCUGAUGGAGAUGGGAUUUGAUGAAAAAGAAGUGGUAGAUGCACUCAGAGUAAACAACAACCAGCAAAACGCAGCCUGUGAAUGGCUGCUGGGAGACAGAAAGCCUUCUCCAGAGGACUUAGAUAAGGGAAUUGACACCAAUAGCCCUCUCUUUCAAGCCAUCUUAGAAAACCCAGUGGUACAGUUAGGGCUAACCAACCCUAAAACUCUACUAGCCUUCGAGGAUAUGCUUGAAAACCCCUUGAACAGCACUCAGUGGAUGAACGAUCCGGAAACUGGGCCUGUCAUGCUACAGAUCUCUCGAAUCUUCCAGACACUGAAUCGCACGUAGAGGGGAACGCCAGUCCACUGUGCCACUUCCUCCUGUCCCUCGCUUCGCCUUCCCUUCAACAGGAGGGUGCACGGAUUGUUUGGGGAGGGGGGCGGAUGGAAGCGGGGGGGAGAUCCUGUCUGAAUGGGUCUCUCGCACGAGAGCUUAUGUAGUUAUGGCCAACUGAAGUUAAUUGCCUUGUGGAUUUAGUGUUAGUGGAAGAGGUUUGAAGACUUGUUUAUGUUUUCAGGUAUUAGGCUUAAAAUAAAGUAUAUCAAAAAAUAGGAAAAGGUUUUGUGAAAACAAUUAAGAUUCUGAUUGUUGGAAAGAAAUAUGAUAAUGCUUGUUAAAAAGGCCUGUGACAGUAGUUUUCUAGCCAGUUUUGCUAGCAUCUGGCUAGUGUUUACAAAAGGUCACUGACCACUAGCAUAGGAUAUUAAUCAUCUCCAUACAGUAUUAAUUUAUGGCUAUAUCAAAUUAUAAAAUGCUUUUUAAAAUUGAUUCUUAGGAAAUGUUUUUUAAAAGUCCAAAUAUUGGGAGAGCAAGCACAUUUCUAUCCAAACGUGUUUAUCUUGCAUUAUAAUUUAAACAGAAUAAUUCAGAGAUGGAAUUCUUUUAAUAAAUAGCAUUACUUUUUCCUAUUUAUUUUCUGCGUUAGUGUUGUUGCAGUCCCGCAGUGGUUAUACUCGUAGGAGAUUCUCUGUCAGCUACGUUAAAGAUGCAGUAUCUCUUUCACGACAGAACUCGCUACACCAAGACUUGGAUUCUCAAGUAGGCUGCGGUUCCUAAGUUCAUGCUCUGCCAUAUACUAGUGCAAGGAGGGAUGUGUUCACGUAGUGGGGUUUUUUCCAUUUUUAUGUGCACGGUUUUGGAAAGGGAGACCUGUGGGUUUUGACUUUGUUUCAAACUGUUUACAACAAAGCAACUCACCUGCAUGGUUUUUCAUUGGUGAUCUGUAAAGAAGCAGAACCGCUUAAGUUUUUAUCUUGUUUAAUGUAUUUAAAAGCACGCUUGAAAUUAUUAUCUUCUUUGAGAUAGAAGUGGUUUUUCUUGACGCUUAUUUUUACCUUGGAAAUACCAAAAAUGUCAGGCUGUGUCUUUCCUAUCUUGCUAGAAGACUGACUUGAGAUUUCAGACAGGAGUUGUGAGCUUUUAAGAACAGAACUCCCUGGCGAAUAUCCAGCUAGUUUUUGUUAAGAUUGGGCUCUGCAGGUGUUACUUCUUUAACAGUCUGAACAAAAAUGGGUUUUGUUUUCAAGUUAGUGAAACAUGAUUGACAUCUGUCAUAAUCCCUGCCAUGUCUUGCGUUUCACAGCCUUUUUUUGGAAAGGCAGGCUAGGCAAGACCUGCCUCUCCAAAAUGCGGAGUAACCAGAUGGAGACCCUGUCCUUAAAUAGCACAAAGGUGUCCUGUCAAAUAGGGAGAUCCUGAAGAGCUCUGCAAGUCACCUUUUUGUGUCGGGGGUUUUUUUUGUGUGUGGUUGGGUUUAUUAAACAAAAAUGCAACAAGAUGCAACCCGAAACCCUACAACAAGUUUUGGCCUGAACUUGGCAUCUGAUCUAUGCUGUUAUGCAGUCAAGGCACUGAAGUUGCCAAUUUCACAUGAUUAAUAUGAAGGGUGGGGAAAUCAAAACAGCAUGAGAUUUUAUCUUGACUUACUAUCCCAGGAUUUUUUUUUGUUAUUUGUAAGUUCAUAUUAAGCUUUACAGUUCAUGACUGCUGAAAUAUUUACUUCUACGUUUAGAAAUUCCAAGCUUUAUAGAGAUGCUUCUUCUGUUCAAAUUGGACGGUAAAACCAUGUUUCUGGAGUCUUGCUAAGAACAGAUUGACAGCAUGACAUUAAAUUGUAACCCUGUCCUAUGACUGUAAAAGCUAGGAACCUGAUCCUGCCGCCCAGUGAGUUCAGCACAACUACUCAUGAGUAGCUGUGACUGAAUGUUGUAGUGUUAUGAAAGGUUUUGAUUAUUUUGUCCAUUUUUUUUUUCUUACUCCCUGAAGCUUUUUGCCUGUAAUACUACCAGAGGACACUAUUACUUGAAGCUCUUAACGUUUAGAGGUACAUGUCCUUCUCUGCCAGUCAGGAUUCUUGUAAAUGUUCCUUUUAAUGAGUGUUUUUAGAAGACAAAGCUGGGAAAAACUACCCUGUAGUUGGAUGGGCUUUUUUUGGCUUCUGAAUGAAUACGUACAGGUUCAGACUCAACAAACAGAUACUUCGGUAGCGGUCUUGGUCUUUGCAGAAUGUAAAGGCUCGUUAAAAUGCUUCUUUUGAUUUCAGUUAUACGCGAUCAGACUCUGGAGUGGCUGUAGAGCUUCCAGACAGACCGGGCAAGGAUCAUCCGUCUCAAACUUUAGAGUCAUCUAAAAGUUUGGCAUCUGGUUUGCUGGCAGAACCUAGGGGACUCGCCGUAUGGCGAGAGCGAGCAACCCAUCUUGCCUGUACUGGCGUGGGAGGAGCUGCCCCCAGGACUGUCUGUUGCUGCUGCCAGGGCAAUGUGGGUGAGGAACUUGAACCAGCUCCCCAGCUUUUAGGGGCCUGAAGCUGGGUCCGUUCCUGAUACGCUGUGUCUGACCUGCUUCGGAGGAGCGGAGUCAUGCACUUCUAAGGGUGAAGGUUCUGCUGCUUGUGUAUCUCUGCGUCGGCCCCACAACGACAGGAUCCGUGUGAUACUGCCAGUGAUAGCAGCACUGUGAUACUGCUGCUGAACUGUGCAUGUUCUUCAGCGUCAGUUUGAUCAGGGUGAUAACUCUUACCAGAGCUGCCUCCCUUGGUAUGCCAGGACAGGAGCAGUGCCGCCGAACCUUUUAUAAAGUGAGGAAAAAGGCAGCGGUAAAACAAGUCAUGCUUGUGUAGUAGAAGAAGGUAAGAAUGCACAGGUUCGACAACACAACCUAAUGUUGCAGCAACAGUUAGAGACCUGAGGGAUAAAGGAAUACUGCAUCUUUAAAAUGCUUGAAGGCUUGAGAAUACGUGGUUAUUUCUGGAUUUUGUUAUUCCAGAGCUCAACACUUACACAGCUGAAGUGUUGGAGACUGUGUUCUUCCCGAUCUGCCAAACACUCUUCUUGCUUGGUAUGGCUUUAACAUAGUCCUGCUCGUCUUUCGAGAACUUAAGUUGCCAGUGGCCAAUAGCCGAAAGAGGCCAGAACUUAGGAGGUGUGAUGUUUGCAGCAAGGCAUAGGAGUUGAUUUUAAAACAAACAAAAACUACCCUUGAGGUUGAACAAACGCUUGAGGAAUUGAUCAAGACGUCAGUGUUGUUGUUAGGGUAUGAAUGAGUAGCAGACUAGGGAGCUGUGGGCCCCCGUCACACCUGGGUGUAUUGCUACUUCAUCACAGUAAAUGGAGGGGGGAGUUAAGUCCGCUGUGCCUGCAAAGGCAUUGAUUAUCCCAGUUUUUACAAAACCUGCCACAAACUGAAAGAUUGCUGCUGUUGAGUCAGUGUGCUGAGUCAGACGGGUCUCCAGGCACAAGGAGUGCGUGUGGUAAGAGCUUUGCCUGGUGAUAAACUGUCCUGUUCCGUGGCUGAAGGGCAGAGGACUGGUGGAUCUGGUCGGUAGAGCAGUGAGAGGUCCCUAAGCGCACGGGAAUAGAAGUUGUUGUUUUAA